CUGAUCUCUCUCACCCUCUCUACCACCCCAGCUCUCUUUCUCUCAUGUUUUCUACUAAUUGAUGUAUCAUUCUUUAUCUUCAUGACUGUGGAUACGUACUACAGGCAUUGUAGUAGUUCUUCUUUUGUGGGAAAUGUGUCAGUGCCAUUACUCUGUGUAAGUGCUUUGGAUGAUCCAGUUUGUACUAGGGAAGCCAUUCCUUGGGAUGAAUGCAGAGCAAAUAAAAAUAUUAUCCUGGCUACCACACAGCAUGGGGGAAAUCUGGCCUUCUUUGAAGGCAUAACAGGAUCUGGCCUCUGAUGGAAUGGUGGCUGCAAUGUGCAAUGAGCUAACUCAAGAUCGAGUAGAAGAAUCAUCCGAACAGCCGAAAAUUCAGGAUGGAAGGACUAAUGGAGUGGUUUUAGAUGCAGAACAAGGCGAUGCCACAAGUGAAACAAAAUCUGACUGUGCACCCAGCCAUUCUGAAACCUCCAAACAAACGGAAAACAUCAAGGGUGUCAAGUCUUUUGAUGUUACCAUAAUUAGAAGAUCAUUAGAUCAGGUUUGUCGACAAAGUAGUUGAUCAGUGUGGUUGCUUGCUUAUAUUGCCAUAAUCUCCAGUUGGCCAUUGGCAGGUUCAUUUCAUCUUCCGAAAGAAGUUCAAAAAAGUCUUACCCGCAAAAUAAAAAAAAAUGAAAGAUUUACAUGCUAGUAAAUAAUUGCCAUAAACUGUACCUGUAACAUGGGUCUGCCAUUUUGAAUAUGUUGCUUUCACCUAGAUGAACAUCUUUGUAAACUUUCUAGUAACUUUGAACCGUACUGUACAAGAUGCAUGUGGCUCUUUAAUGCUCAUCUUGUAGGUACUUGUUUUUAAAAGUGACAAGUGGAUGAUAAACUGAAGGUGGCGAAGUUGAAUGAGUUAAGAG
Messenger RNA from Ilex paraguariensis (yerba mate), 905 nucleotides. The record is from the annotation of a GenBank genome assembly. NCBI's taxonomy places the organism in Eukaryota, Viridiplantae, Streptophyta, Magnoliopsida, Aquifoliales, Aquifoliaceae.